This is a messenger RNA of Morone saxatilis (striped sea-bass), 3559 nucleotides long. It is a transcript of the gene smarcc1a, whose product is annotated as SWI/SNF related, matrix associated, actin dependent regulator of chromatin, subfamily c, member 1a. The record is from RefSeq and is a predicted model, not a curated record. Gene Ontology annotation, biological process: positive regulation of DNA-templated transcription. Gene Ontology annotation, cellular component: nBAF complex; SWI/SNF complex; npBAF complex. Lineage: Eukaryota; Metazoa; Chordata; Actinopteri; Moronidae. Gene Ontology annotation, molecular function: histone binding; nucleosomal DNA binding.
CGGUGAGCGACGCCGAGAGGAGAGAAAGAGAGAAAGAGAGAAAGAGAGAAAGAGACAACGCAGCGAACAAAACACACAAUGGCGACGGCGGCGACAACGGCAGGCGGGACGGGCUCCGGCGGCCCCACCACCGGCCCCACCGGCAGCGGGACCGCGGUGGGACGGAAGAAAGACGGCGGCCCGUCCACCAAAUUCUGGGAGAGUUCAGAGACGAUAUCGCAGUUGGAGACGGUGCGGCUGUGGAUCGGGAAGCACUACAAGAAGUACGUCCAGAAUGACUCCCCCUCCAGUAAAUCCUUGGCAGGUCUGGUGGUCCAGUUGCUGCAGUUCCAGGAGGACGCAUUUGGACGCAGGGUCAACAAUCCUGCUCUUACCAAGCUGCCUGCCAAGUGUUUCCUGGAUUUCAAGGCAGCGGGUGCUCUCUGUCACAUCUUGGGGUCGGUCUACAAGUUUAAGAGCGAGCAGGGGUGGCGCAGAUUUGACCUGCAGAAUCCUUCCCGGAUGGACAGGAACGUGGAAAUGUUCUUAAAUGUGGAGAAGAACUUGGUCCAGAAUAACUGCUUGACUCGACCCACUGUCUUCCUGUCGCCGGACAUCGAGCAGAAACAAGCCAGUAAGCUCAAAGACAUCAUCAAAAGACACCAGGGCUCCAUCACUGACGAUAAGUCAAAGGCCACCCACCACAUAUACCCAUCUCCAUCCCAGCAAGAAGAAGAUGAGUGGCUUCGUCCUGUCAUGAGGAAAGACAAGCAGGUGCUGGUGCACUGGGGUCUCUCCCCGGACAGCUAUGAUACAUGGGUAUCAGCCAGCGAGGUGGACGGGGAUGUGGAGGACCCACCCAGCUCUGACAGACCAUGGAAGGUCCACGCCAAGUGGGUUUUAGACACUGAUGCCUUCAAUGAGUGGAUGAACGAAGAAGACUACGAGGUGGAUGAGAACAAGAAGCCGGUUAGCUUCCGCCAGAGGAUCUUCCCCAAGGAGGAGGAGUCUUCCCGUACCCCCGAUCGCAAGGAGCGCAAGGCCAACUCUGCUGGCAAGAAGAGGAGGCGCUCGCCCUCGCCACCCAGUACUCCUGCUGAAUCCCGCAAGAAGGGAGGAAAGAAGGGGAACCCGGGGCCUCACUGGAAGCGACGGGGCCACAGAGGCGAAGAGGAGGACACAGAGGAGGACAUGAACAAGGACAUGGACGACUCCUCAGCUGGUGCCAGCAUGGAGGAGGGCAGCAUGUCCAAGAAUGCAAAUUCAAAGAAAGACAGUGAAAAUACUCCAAUGAAAGGAGGAAAUGUGGCAGACUUGGAUGACAUGGAGGAUGACUCUGUGCUGUCUGGUGGAAAGGAUGACGAGGAACAGAGCAAGGCUGAAAUCAACCGACUGAUAGAUUCUGGUGAGGACAAUGUCACCGAGCAGACUCACCACAUCAUCAUCCCCAGCUACGGCGCUUGGUUUGACUACAACUGUAUCCAUGAGAUUGAGAGAAGAGCCCUGCCUGAGUUCUUCAACGGCAAGAACAAGUCCAAAACUCCAGAGAUAUACCUGGCCUACCGUAAUUUCAUGAUCGACACGUAUCGGCUAAACCCUCAGGAGUACCUCACCUCUACCUCCUGUCGCAGGAACCUGACCGGGGAUGUCUGUGCCAUCAUGAGGGUUCAUGCGUUCUUGGAGCAGUGGGGUUUGGUGAACUACCAGGUCGACGCUGAUAGCCGCCCAUUGCCCAUGGGCCCCCCACCCACACCGCACUUCACCGUGCUGGCUGACACACCAUCUGGCCUCAUGCCACUGAACCACAGACCCCCACCGAUUCCCCCUCAACAGCAAAUGCCCAACUUCGCUGACAAAUGCAAAGACAAGAUCGACUUGCAGAACUUCGGCAUUCGCACCGACCUCUACAACAAGAAAAACCCCAAGGGUAAAGCAGUCAGCUCCACCAGGGAAUGGACUGAGCAGGAGACUCUACUGCUGCUGGAGGCUCUGGAAAUGUUCAAAGACGACUGGAACAAAGUGUCUGAGCACGUCGGUUCACGCACCCAGGACGAGUGUAUCCUGCACUUCCUGCGGCUCCCCAUUGAGGAUCCAUACCUGGAGAGCACUGAGGCCUCCCUGGGCCCUCUUGCCUACCAGCCCAUACCCUUCAGCCAGUCUGGAAACCCUGUCAUGAGCACAGUCGCCUUCCUGGCUUCUGUGGUUGACCCCAGGGUGGCGUCUGCUGCUGCCAGAGCAGCACUAGAGGAGUUCUCCCGUGUGCGAGAGGAGGUGCCGGCUGAGUUGGUGGAGGCUCAUGUAAAGAAGGUGCAGGAGGCGGCCAGGAGCACAGGAAAGGUGGACCCCGCCUUCGGCCUGGAGAGCAGCGGCAUUGCAGGCACCGCCCCAGAGGAGCCAGAAAAGACUGAAACCCCAGAGGCAGAGAAGAUGGACACAGACACAGACUCCCAGCAGGCCGAUAAGGAGGCGGAGAAGCCAAGUGAGUCUGCAGAGAAAAGCAGCGACAAGACUGAGGCCACAGAGAAGGUGAAGAAGGAGGGAGCAGAAGCGUCGGAGCGUGAGGAGGAGAAUGAAGAGGGAGGGGAGGCCAAGACAGCUCCAGCAGACAAAGACAAGGAGGACACUAUGGAAACAUCAGCCUCGGAGCAGGAGAAGGAGAAGGAGGAGAAGGCAGCUACAGAGGAGGGAGAGGAAAAGAGGAAGAAACUGGAGCAUGACAUCGAAGAGGGUAACAUCGCCACAGCUGCCGCUGCUGCCCUGGCAUCUGCUGCCACCAAGGCCAAGGACCCAGAUGAAGAAGCUGGAGAUCAAGCUGAGGCACUUUGAGGAGCUCGAGACCAUUAUGGAUCGAGAGAAAGAGGCUCUGGAGCUUCAGCGGCAGCAGCUGCUCACCGAGCGCCAGGCGUUCCACAUGGAGCAGCUCAAAUACGCCGAGAUGAAGGCGAGGCAGCAGAUGGAGCAGCAGCAUGCCGCCACUGCAGCCGCCGGCCACACUCAAGGACAGGGACAGGCUCCUGGAUCUGGACCCCACUCUGGGCCCCCUCCACCAGGUAUGCACCCCGGAGGGCCUCAGCCACACCACGGAGCACCAGUGCCCCACCACGGAGGGCCCCCACCCGGUGGUGCCAUGCACACCGGAUACCCCCCAAUGGGCCACCACCCAAUGGCCCCCCACCACCCAGGACAGACAGGACCAAUGGGACCAGGCCAGCCGAUGCCAGGACGUAUGAUGCCUGGCCCGCCCUCCGCUGGGCCCCCUCCUGGCGGCAUGCCUCCCAUGAUGCCUCCACGCCACCCUGGAGCUCCCAACGGCAUGUACCCUGGCCCACAACCUGCACAGCCUGAAGCGGUACCUCAAGUUCCUGUGGGUCCUCCAGCGCCCCCGAGUGCUCGAGUGCCUGACAACUGAGACCUACACAUAUACUCGCAAAAGCACACACGCAUACAAACACACACACACAGACACACAAAUCUAACUCUAUCUCUGAACCUCAGCCCCUUUUUUGAUGGCCUUUGCUAUUGGCUCGGUGUUUUCCCCCUCAAAACGACCAUAAACUUUCACACAGGCUGCACACACACA